GCUCUUCCUGGCGUCAGCUGACCGGAGCCAGCGCACUGAGCGCGGAGGGGAUUCCCAGGCCGGCCGUUCCAGCGCGCCCUCCUUUGCGCUUUUACGCACCACCGGGGCCGCCUUGGCACCCAACAGCCGCUGCCCGCCCGGGCCCGGGGAGACCCCGCUUGGAGCCGCCGCCGCCCCGGAGCGCCUGCCCGGCUGAACGGGCCGCUAAGCGGCGCUUCCUUCUGCGCCCUGUGCCUUGCAGCCGCUUUUGCAAAGCUACAGGAGCCAUGUCCAAGAAGCCUUUAAACCUCCCUCUCGAAAAUGGGCAGUCGGAGAAGACCGAAGUGGAGAAUGGACACCCCAACCUGGUACCACCCACCCUCAGCAGCUCGAGCGUGGAAGAGAUGGUUCAGCAGAUGAAAGAACUUAUCACGGAGAACAAUGAACUUAAAGAAGCCAUGAGGCAGCGGAACCAAGCCAUGAAGGAUCGUUUUGAGGAGCUGUCUGCUUGGAAGGAGAAGUUGAAAGAAGAGCGGGAAUUUUACGAAUCGAAAUUCAAGGAAGCCCGGCAGUGUUUGGCAGCCAAGUGUCUGGAGAACGAAAGUCUCCACCAUCAGCUCAAAAGCCUGGAAGAAAAAGAAGAAAAGAGCAGGACCGAAAAUCUCGGUCCGAGGAAGGAGGUGACCCAAGAAGUGGAACAACUGAAGGCCCAGGUGGCCAAACUGCAGGCCGAAAAGGCGGAUCUGGUAGCCAUCAUCUCAGAGCUGCAGCUGAAGCUCAAUGCGGCCACAGCCGAAGACUCCUUCGUCGAGAUCAGAAUGCAUGAAGGAGAAGCGGAGGGGCCUUUGAAAGACCAUCAGAAUGUAGACGUGAGAAGAAUAAACGAGAACGCGGCUCUGUAUGUCCGGAAUAAAUCUGUGGACGAAGCCAGGAAAUACUUGGAAAAAGAAGAAUUAACCGUCAGCCAGCUUCUACAUUCUCUCAGGACCGAGACUCAGAAGCGCGAAGCCCUGGAAAAUAAGUUGCAGGAGCUGAAGGACAAGUGUCAACAGCUGUUGAGUUUGAAAAAGAAAACAAAUGACAAAGGCACUCAAACAGAACAAGAAGCCGACAAGAAAGAAGAGAGAAGUGAAAGUGUGGGCAGCGAAGUGGAGGUGCUGAACCUGCAGGUCUCUGCCCUCUUCAGAGAGCUCCAGGAGACCCACACCAAGUUACAAGAAGCCGAAGUAAUUCAGAAAAAGCUGCACGAAAAGUGUCAGAGUCUUGAAAAGGAACUCCCUUCCAGUGUUGCAGACUUGGAUGAGAAGCAACAAUUGUUGUACACCAUUAAGAAACUGGAGUUGCAGGUGGAGAGCAUGCAGUCAGAAAUUAAGCUGGAACAGGCUAAAACCAACGAUGAGAAAGCCAAAUUUCAUAACCUCCAGGAUGCCUAUGGCAAGCUGGUCAAGGACCUGACCGAGGCUUUGCAAACGGUUGAAGAAUUAAGAACCAAAGAGGGGCAAAGGGCCAACCAGGCGACAUUAGACGAAUUAACUCACAAACUGGAUCUUGCCGAAAAGGCGCUGGCUGCCAAACAGUUGCAGAUCGACAAAAUGAAGCAAACGCUUGUGAAGCAAGAAGAAGAGCUUGAGACGGUGGCUGUCCUGCGAGCUCAGGUGGAGGUCUACUGCUCCGAUUUCCACGCAGAAAGAGCGGCAAGAGAGAAGAUCCAUGAGGAAAAAGAACAACUAGCCACACAGUUGGCGUACUUCGUGGCUGAAAAUCAAGAACGUGGAGAUCUUGGCAGGUGCUCCUUGGCAGAAAUGCAAACCCGGCACGGAACCAGGCUGCCAUCAGAUCAAGGAGCUGAAGACCAGAAUCAGCAACAGCAGCCAAGAGAUAUUCCUAUACAUUCUUGUCCAAAAUGUGGUAUAAUUCUUCCGGAUAUAGAUACGCUUCAAAUUCAUGUUAUGGACUGUAUCAUCUAAACAAUGUUCUCACAAAUGCUCAGACACCUGCACUUUGUAAAAAAAGGAAAAUCUAUAUGUCAAUAUGCACCUUGGUUUAGAAAACAUUUGAGACCUUAACGGCUUAGGAUGUAGUUAGGCAUUCAAAACUGACCUUACAAAAACUAUAACGUACAUCCGUACAAUCAGUUUCCAGCUAGCUGAAGCUAAACAUGUCAGCUGCAUAAUUUCAAAAGAUGACAAUGUGGAGGUCAUUUAACACAGCUUGUUCAGUAGGAAGACUGCAGACUGGAAGUCUUACAAAGGCAGCUUCAAAAGCUGCAUAUUUACAUUUAAUCGCAUAUUUUAAAAGGGUUUAAGAAAGAUUUUGAAGUAGAACCCUUUCUGUAGCUGUUUUGACUGGAACGAUUCAUUUUAUAGUCGGAUCGCAUCCACUAAAACUCAAGUGAUUCUGAAUGAAAUGAGAAGAGGACUUCGGAGGAUUUAAACUUUUCACCCUCAAAAUUUUUGUGUGGCCCUCCGUGUGGUACUGAAAGACAGAGGUGAAUCACAUGAUGAAAUACAUUGACAUUGACCAACAGGUAAAAUAAAAGUGUGUUGAUUGCCAAUUGAGAAAACAUUCACACAGAUGUAUGUGAUUCUCCUCUAAAACAGUCUGCUGCUAUUCAUGGCAUAUCUGUAAAUGAUAAAAGAGAGCGAGAGCAAUAAUAGGAAUGCUGAUUUUUGCUUGUUCUUUUGAUUCAUUCAAUUCCUGCUUAAAUUGUGAUUAUUUCAGCGUGGAUCAAAACAGAUCACGAAUUACUUAACUGAUGAAACAGUGCAGGAGUCACUAGUGGUGUAAUUAAAUAACAUACUUUAAAUGUUUAUUUUAAAGCUUAAUUUUGUACCUCUUAUUGUUCCGUAAGUACCUUACUAAUACAAAGUUUACAAGAAAGCUAGGAAACCAUUGAAGGACAAUAUGUGUGUCGGUCACACUCAUUCACCUUAGUUUUUACAGUGAGUGAGCGGCCUUGUUUAAACUAAAUGAAGUUUAAAUUAAUUAACUGCCCAAUAAAUACUUCCUUGGUCCUUAUAUUUGAAAUUUCUGUUUAAAGAAUCGUCUGGAUGUUAUACUUGAAAAAAAAAGACUUAAUGGCACAAGUGAUAUAUGAAUUGUAUUCAUGAAAGAAAACAAUAAAGCCAUGUUCUGAAAUA
Ahaetulla prasina is the source of this 3119-nucleotide messenger RNA. RefSeq names its product optineurin (gene OPTN). Lineage: Eukaryota; Metazoa; Chordata; Lepidosauria; Squamata; Colubridae. The transcript has 14 exons. The record is from RefSeq and is a predicted model, not a curated record. Gene Ontology annotation, biological process: Golgi ribbon formation; protein localization to Golgi apparatus; regulation of canonical NF-kappaB signal transduction. Gene Ontology annotation, molecular function: K63-linked polyubiquitin modification-dependent protein binding. The coding region runs from base 267 to 1946 and encodes 559 amino acids. Gene Ontology annotation, cellular component: cytoplasm; nucleus; Golgi apparatus.